Messenger RNA from Gracilinanus agilis (Agile Gracile Mouse Opossum), 2481 nucleotides. Its product is annotated as neurogenic locus notch homolog protein 3-like. NCBI's taxonomy places the organism in Eukaryota, Metazoa, Chordata, Mammalia, Didelphimorphia, Didelphidae. Gene Ontology annotation, biological process: heterophilic cell-cell adhesion; establishment or maintenance of epithelial cell apical/basal polarity. Gene Ontology annotation, cellular component: plasma membrane; protein-containing complex. The transcript has 16 exons. The annotation marks the transcript as partial. The record is from RefSeq and is a predicted model, not a curated record. Gene Ontology annotation, molecular function: calcium ion binding.
GCAUUGAGCGCGGCAAGAGCCGGAGCCCGGAGCCCGGAGCCCGGAGCCCGGAGCCCGGAGUCCGGAGCGGCCCCCCCCCCCACUUUUCGCUUCUCCUCCCAGUCGGGCCCUCUUCCCCACUCUUCUCCUCGGGCGGGGGCGGUCCCCUGGAUGCCCUCCAGUGCCUGGAUGGAGGGAGCCCUUGUGAGAAUGGAGGCCGAUGUGCCCUGCUGUCCAAUGGGGAAGCUGCCUGCUUGUGCCGUCCAGGACUGAUGGGGGAUCGAUGCCAGUUUGAAGACCCAUGUCACCGGGGUCCCUGUGCCAAUGGGGGCACUUGUAAGAGCUCCCUGUUCCAGGGCACUGUCCAGUACUCAUGCAUCUGUCCCCGGGGACUCCGAGGACAGGACUGCUCCUUAAUUGAUCCCUGUGCUAACAACCCCUGUGCCAAUGGGGGUCGAUGCUCCAGCAACCACAAUCGUUACAACUGUACCUGCCCUCCUGGCUACCAGGGCCGCACCUGCCGCAGCGAUGUGGAUGAGUGCCGGGUGGGCACUGUGUGCCAGCAUGGGGGAACCUGCUUCAAUGUCCCCGGCUCCUUCCGUUGCCAGUGCCCGGUGGGCUAUGCUGGGCCCCUGUGUGAGAGUCCCUCAGCCCCUUGUGCCCCCUCCCAGUGCCGCAAUGGGGGCACCUGCCACCAGACCGGAGAGUUUACAUAUGACUGUGCCUGCCUACCUGGCUUUGAAGGGCAUGACUGUGAGGUGAAUGUGGACGACUGUCCAAGGCACCGAUGUCUGAAUGGAGCUACCUGUGUGGACGGUGUCAACACGUACAACUGCCAAUGCCCCCCAGAGUGGACAGGUCAGUUUUGCACAGAAGAUGUAGAUGAAUGCCAACUGCAGCCAAAUGCCUGUCACAAUGGGGGCACCUGCUUUAAUACCCACGGAGGGCAUAGCUGUGUCUGUGUCAAUGGCUGGACGGGUGAGAGCUGUAGCGAGAACAUCGAUGACUGUGCUACGGCCGUCUGCUUCCAUGGAGCGACGUGCCACGACCGGGUGGCUUCCUUCUAUUGUGCCUGUCCCAUGGGCAAGACCGGGCUCCUGUGCCACCUGGAUGAUGCUUGUGUCAGCAACCCAUGCCACGAAGAUGCCAUCUGUGACACGAACCCCGUGAAUGGGCGUGCCAUCUGCACUUGUCCCCCAGGCUUCACAGGGGGUGCCUGUGACCAGGACGUGGAUGAGUGCUCCAUUGGUGCCAACCCGUGCGAGCACUUUGGGAAAUGUGUGAACACACAGGGUUCUUUCCAGUGCCAGUGUGGGCGCGGGUACACAGGCCCACGGUGUGAGACAGACAUCAACGAGUGCCUCUCUGGACCCUGCCACAAUCAGGCCACUUGCCUCGACAGGAUUGGGCAGUUCACCUGCAUCUGUAUGGCAGGAUUCACAGGUACCUUUUGUGAGGUGGAUAUAAAUGAGUGUCAGAGCAGCCCCUGUGUGAAUGGUGGGCACUGCCGUGACCGGGUGAAUGGCUUCAGCUGCACUUGCCCCUCAGGCUUCAGUGGUACGAUGUGCCAACUGGAUGUAGAUGAGUGUGCCAGCACACCGUGCCACAACGGGGCCAAGUGUGUGGACCAGCCUGACGGAUAUGAAUGUCGCUGUGCUGAGGGCUUUGAGGGCCCGCUGUGUGAGAACAAUGUGGAUGACUGCUCCCCAGACCCCUGCCAUCAUGGGCACUGUGUGGAUGGCAUCGCCAGCUUCUCCUGCGCCUGUGCCCCCGGUUACACGGGCAGCCGUUGUGAAAGCCAGCUGGAUGAGUGCCACAGCCAGCCUUGUCAACAUGGAGCCAAGUGCCUUGACCUUGUCAAUAAGUACCUGUGUUACUGUCCCCCUGGCACCUCAGGAGUGAAUUGUGAAAUAAACCAUGAUGACUGUGCCAGCAACCCCUGCGACUAUGGGGUUUGCCAGGAUGGGAUCAACCGUUAUGACUGUAUCUGCCAGCCAGGCUUCACAGGACCCCUCUGCAACGUGGAAAUCAAUGAGUGUUCCUCCAACCCUUGUGGGGAAGGUGGCUCCUGUGUGGAUGGGGAGAACGGCUUCCGUUGUAUCUGCCCGCCUGGCUUUCUGCCCCCUUUGUGCCAUGCCCAGCGCCACCCCUGUGCCAGUAACCCCUGCACCCAUGGCACCUGCCAUGAUGAUCCGAGUGGGCAUCGUUGUGAGUGUGAGCAGGGCUGGACCGGCCCCAGUUGUGACCAGAACCAAAAUGAGUGUGAGUCCAACCCCUGCCAGGCAGGAGGCACCUGUACGGACUACGUCAAUGGCUUCCGCUGCACCUGCCCUGAUGGCCUCCAGGGCCCACACUGCGAGCUGGAUAUUGAUGAGUGUGAGGGGUCCAGGCCCUGUGGCCCCCAUGGCUUCUGCAUCAACUUUCAUGGGGGCUUCAGCUGCACCUGCGAUCCAGGCUAUAGUGGGGCCACUUGUGAGAGGGACAUCGAUGACUGUGACCCCA